CUCUCUCUCUUUCAUCAUAUUUCAAUAUGGCUGCUCCAGGGGAAAGCCGUCCUUAAAUGUGAUUUCGGAUUAAGAAGCCUGCUGCCUUUCGAUGCAGACGAAUGAGCGAUGAACACCGUCCCGAAGACAUAGAGCGACGCCACUCAAGAUGAGGACGGCGCUGUGAAGAAGAAAUUACAGUUGGGAAGGAGUGAUUCUGGCUUCCAACGGAAUGGAGAGCGACUGCAGGAUCCCCAUCGUUUGCGUACGACCCAGAACCCUUGCCCUGAAUCUGCUCUUCUGGGGUGUGAUAUCGCUCAGGGUGUUUGGAGCUGCUCUGUUGGGUGAAGAGAGGAGCUCAGUGGACAAGACAGCCAGCACGCCAUGCUGGAAGGUGGAGGAGUUCAUGGUGAUGGCCAGGUGUGCUCAGUGCAGCACCUUCCAGUCGAAGUCAGUGCUGGCCUGCAGCCCGACGGGUUACGUGGAGAGGAUUGUUUGUGCCAAAUCCAACAGGGAUGAAUUCAAGAGCUGUCGCUCAUCCCUGUUGGAGGAGCAGCUCUUCUGGAGGUUUGAGGGCACGGUUUUGGGCCUGAUGGUGCUCUUCGCGCUGCUGGUCGUCCUGCGGCAGCGCUCCCUGGACCGCCUGGCCUCGGAGAAGGUCCGUCGGCAAAUCGAGUCCAUCUAGGGCCGAUGGGUUCCUGGUGGCGAACUGGACCACCCGACGCUGUCAGAAUCAGCUGCUGGCCUUUAGCUGCUGACGAGUCCAACAGCACCAGCUUCUUAUUAAAACUGGACCGGUCUGGAACUGAGAAGUCCAUCGCAGAGCAGGAAGGCAGCGUUUGGAGAAGGGGAGCCAUGACUGGACCUAAGUAAAGACUAAAUACAUGCAACUGCCUCCCCACCCCAUAAUAUAUCCUCAACAGUAUCUAGAUAUUACCAGGAUUUCACCAAUUAAGACAAGCCUGGGCAUGUUCUACCUAAGCUACAGUAAAUGGACUGUUUAUGGGAACCGAUCAAAUUAAGUACCCCUAUGCCAACUUCUCUGGAUAUAUAAGGAUGUCGUUUGUCCAGGCUAAAACGGAAAGACCACGUGAGAACCUCAGGGUGUCCUAAAGAACCCGAACACGGAUCCGGAUUGGCAUGCGGAAAGCGUUGUUGACGUGGAUCCUGAGUGGCUAAGGCAAUGCUAAUCAUGGGUCUGUGCACCAAUCAGGAACAGGGGCGGAGUCUCUCUGUCCUGGUUGCCUUAUCUGCAUGCGCUGUGUCCUAGAUCCAUGGGUCACUGGAGAGGCCAUGAUAACCAGGCACACAGGAAGCUGAUGGGAAUCAAGCUUUUGGCAAGUUUUUUUCUGUCGGUGGAACGAUCAUCUACUGACACAUCAUGGGAAUCUCUUCAUGCCUUUUGUUGCUGUUGUAUUACUUGACAUCAUUUUCCACUGGGAUGCUUCUGAAGGCUGUGGUUUUGUUGGAGGAAAUGGGCCUUUAAAUCCUCCCUGUCUCAUGUAGGGCAGUGGGUUUAACUUCCAAGAAUUUAGUCUGGUUCUUAAAAAAAUGUAAUUAAAGGGGUAUCCAUUCAGAAUCACUGCUGGUGUUUGAUGGCCUUGUGUUGCUUGAAGCUCCUGACGAUUUCCUGUUAAGUAUUGCAUUUUAAGUAUAAAGCUGUUUCUCCUCUGUCACUUAAAGUGCUGCCUUAAAAUAGUGUUAUCCUGUUUCUCAGCAUAGGACAGUGUUUAAUACUCCACUCUUGCACUGCUGAAACUGUCUUAACCCCCAAUCUGGUUUGGUAAACUAGUGUUGAGAGCAACUCUGGCAAGUGUUUUACAGCUGUUAUAUAUAUAUAUUACAUGUAAUAUAUAUAUUUCUGUGCUAUCUAAAUUGUUCUGGAGGUGAGACCAAAGAAUGGUUAAAUGGUUAGUGUGAAAGGGAAUCUUAAAAUUAAGGAAGAAGAUUCUAGUUUUAAGCAGAGUUGUGCUAUUUCAAAUUAUUUGCCUGAAAAAUGCACUGUUAUCAGGAACAUUUCUCAGAACCGUAAGACACAAUCUACGUGUAAAAAAAUGGUUACAGAUUUGUGUUUGAUCACAGAGAUGUUUGUUUUGCAUUUUUCGCUGAGGCUGUAUGAAUCUGGGAUCCUCGCUUUAGUGGUAAUGAUUUUGCCUUAGGGGGCUCAUAUAGAUUCACCAAGCGGCGGUACAUUUUGGAGCAAAUGCUUCCACCUGGGUUUCUCCGAGUUGGGGGAGCCAGGAAGCCGCUGGCUGUGUUGCUUCCGCCAGAAUGGAUCUCUUGAUGCUUUUUGUGUUUCGUGGCGACAGCCAUGCUUUGACAGGUUGCUUUGGGAGCCGACUGGUAGCUGCGCGGUUUGGGCAUCACACUGGGCAGUGAUUUAGGGCUCACGUUUAAUUGUGGGUUAGUAGCUUCCCACAUGGCUGUGCCGGGUCAGUGGGUGCAUUAGAUGGAUGGAUGACCAAGCACGGCUUGCUUGCCAAACUGUUUAUUAACCCCCUAACCAUCACUGCAGGGUUGUUUCACUAUCUCAGAAUACCUCAAAAUAUUACUCUGUUUUAGGCAGUCUAUUUACUUUCUGUGAUGUUUUUUUUUUGUAUGCUGCCUUGUGAUGGGUUGGCGUUGUGUCCUGGGUUAUUCCUUACCUUGCACCCAUAGUUUCUGGGAUUGGCUCGGAACCCCACAACCCUGCAUAAGACAAGCACGUAUGGAUGGAUAGAUAGAUGGAUGGAUGGAUGUAAGCUGCUAAUGCUGCUAAGUUAAUUUGUCUUGCGAUUUCAGGCCUGUUCUUUUACUAUGAUGGAUUUUAAGUUAUUUAACACACACCCUCCCCCCCGACAGACACAUUCACACACACAGCAAGCACCCCCCCACCUCCCCAUUCUCUAGUGACUUACCAUUUUGUUACAGCUUGAAAAGCAGGAGAAAAGUGCACAUGCUGUUAUAGACCAGCAGCUAAUUGGGGGGGGGCAUUCUGUGACAAUAGAUGUAUUUGGCGAUAAAAAUGCAUUCUGACAUUUAAUUUUUAAAAUGGUAUUGUACCUGUUGUUUCCUGUAAAUAAUGCAUUUUAUGGAUGAUCUGGUAUUUUCCGGUGACAUGAUGAUGAUGAUGAAAAUGAUGAGGGUGCAAAGAAUAAAUUUUUUGUAUGGAAAAAUGUUCUCUGUCA
Brienomyrus brachyistius is the source of this 3146-nucleotide messenger RNA. It is a transcript of the gene jtb, whose product is annotated as jumping translocation breakpoint. Gene Ontology annotation, biological process: mitotic cytokinesis. Gene Ontology annotation, cellular component: cytoplasm; midbody; spindle. The record is from RefSeq and is a predicted model, not a curated record. The coding region runs from base 212 to 664 and encodes 150 amino acids. The transcript has 6 exons. Lineage: Eukaryota; Metazoa; Chordata; Actinopteri; Osteoglossiformes; Mormyridae.